AUCGCAGGGCAAGGGUCUCUUCUGCCUCUGAGAUAUCCCACAAUCAAAUUCAACCAAGAGGUUCAGGGCUGAAGUUCCCAUAACCACGGCCUGCAGCUCCUGUGGAACCAAAUUAUGGAGAUUGGAAGACAGACUCCAAAGAUCAUACCACCAUUGUGUUUAGGAAGAUUCCACAUUUCUGAAGACUAUGGCUUUCUUCUUCCAAACCCUCUGAAAGAGCUUCCAGAUCAUUACAGGCCUUGGAUGGAAAUUGCCAGCAACCUCCCUCAGUUGAUUCAGAGUCAUCAGCUUCAUGCUCACGUGAACCAGAUGCCUCUCCUGGAUGUGCAGUUCCUACAGGGCUACAAGGAACAGCGCUUGGCCCACUUGGUUCUGAGCGCCAUUGCCAUGGGGUAUGUCUGGCAAGAAGGAGAGACACAGCCUAAAGAGGUACUACCGAGAAACCUUGCCCUUCCCCUUGUGGAAGUCUCCAGGACCUUGGGCCUGCCUCCUAUCCUGGUCCACGCGGACUUAGUCCUGGCGAACUGGACCAAAAGGAACCCAGAGGGACUCCUGGAAAUCAGCAACCUGGACACCAUCAUCGCCUUCCCGGGGGGCCAGAGCCUGGAGGGCUUCGUGCUGGUGACGGUGCUGGUGGAGAAGGCGGCGGCGCCCGGGAUUAAGGCUCUUGCUCAGGCCGUGAAUGCUCUCCUACAGUCCAACCAAGACGACCUGCUCCAUGCCCUGCAGCGACUGAGACUAUCCAUCCAGGGCAUCACUCGAGUUUUGGGACAAAUGCACGAUUACGUAGAUCCAGACAUAUUUUAUGCAGUCAUCCGGAUCUUUCUCUCUGGGUGGCAAGAUAACCCAGCCAUGCCCUCGGGACUCAUCUAUGAAGGGGUCUCCAGCAGUCCUCUGAAGUACUCUGGUGGGAGCGCAGCCCAGAGCUCAGUGCUCCACGCCCUGGACGAGUUCUUGGGCAUCCAGCAUAGCAAAGAAAGUGCUGCCUUUCUGUACAGAAUGAGAGACUACAUGCCUCCUUCCCACAAGGCCUUCAUUGAAGAAAUCUCCUCAGUUCCAUCACUGAGGGAGCUCGCCGAGAACUCCGGCCCGGGGCAGUGUCUGACAUCCUAUAACCAGUGUGUGGAAGCCUUGGCAGAGCUGCGGAGCUACCACAUUGCCAUGGUGACCAGAUACCUCAUCAUAGCUGCAAGUAAAGCCAGGAGCCAGAGGCCCAACCACCUUCCAGGCCCGCCAAAGGCUUUAGAAGCCAGGGGCACAGGGGGCACUUCUGUCCUGAGCUUCCUGAAGAGUGUCAGGGACAAGACCUUAGCCGCGAUCCUGAAGCCAAGUGGUGCAAUGCAGAGCCCACCCUAGAGUGUGGGAGGGGGCAGAGAGCGAGGGUCUGGGCUCUGUCUCCAGUACCCCCAAAGGGACAUCAGCCCUCUUGAUACUGUUGCUCAAAAGAGCAUCAGCUUCUUUAUGGCCGAAGAGCUGAGCUUCCUCCUGUGCUGCCCUCCUGGCUUGCUUGCUCACUAUCUAGCAGCAAACCACAGUGGACUUUGCCUGAAGAGGCAACAGGGAGCAAUGUAACAGAAACCAAAUAAAAUACCAUGGCAACGC
Messenger RNA from Perognathus longimembris pacificus (Pacific pocket mouse), 1602 nucleotides. RefSeq names its product indoleamine 2,3-dioxygenase 2 (gene Ido2). Gene Ontology annotation, cellular component: cytoplasm. Gene Ontology annotation, biological process: 'de novo' NAD+ biosynthetic process from L-tryptophan. Lineage: Eukaryota; Metazoa; Chordata; Mammalia; Rodentia; Heteromyidae. Gene Ontology annotation, molecular function: heme binding; metal ion binding; L-tryptophan 2,3-dioxygenase activity. The record is from RefSeq and is a predicted model, not a curated record. The transcript is spliced from 10 exons. Bases 115 to 1356 code for a protein of 413 amino acids.